AUGCAGGGAGUUGUACUGGAUAGAUCAAUGUUGGACAGCUUAUACGAUGCUGCAAUGACACAAAACAACACCAACGGAACUUCCCUGCAAAUGGCAGGCGUCCCUUCCAACAAUCCAUUCGAAUCCGAUGAUUAUAGCACACAAAUGUUUUACGACCCGUCACAGCCAAAUCAAUUACAGUUAGCUGAAAUCCCCCAACAGCAGCAAACACAACAGAUGAUAGGCUACGACUACAAGCAAGUGAUUGGAAUUCCACAACAGCAGCAAGAAACAUCACUCGUUGUCUAUGACUCCAAUCAGCAGCAGGAGCAAUCGUUUGUCAACAAAAAUCUUAUGCAAAUGACAGAUACACCCCUGGAGACCCCCAUGCAGCAGCAAGAGAAGCCAAUUGUAGCUUUCGAGCCUAUGGGUAACUCCCGGAACCCGUUUGACUAG
Messenger RNA from Striga asiatica, 435 nucleotides. The record is from the annotation of a GenBank genome assembly. NCBI's taxonomy places the organism in Eukaryota, Viridiplantae, Streptophyta, Magnoliopsida, Lamiales, Orobanchaceae.